Messenger RNA from Punica granatum (pomegranate), 480 nucleotides. Lineage: Eukaryota; Viridiplantae; Streptophyta; Magnoliopsida; Myrtales; Lythraceae. The record is from RefSeq and is a predicted model, not a curated record.
AAUAGAGGACUGACUCAUGCAAGCUUGGGAACAUAGCAAAGCAAUCCAAACAAAGACAAUCUCUCCUCGAUACAUACUCUCUGCUUGGUUUUCCAUCCCUCGUCACCAUGUCGGACAUGUGCGGAAGCUGCGACUGCGCUGACAAGAGCCAGUGCGUGAAGAAAGGCAGCAGCUACACUGCUGAUAUUGUUGAGACUGAGAUCAGCUACACCAGCACCAUGGUGAUGGAUGCUCCAGCAAUGGAGAAUGAUGGCAAGUGCAAGUGUGGCACUAGCUGCAGCUGCACAAACUGCACCUGUGGCCACUGAGCACAGAUCAAACAGUGCUAUAUGCACGAAAAGAUGUAGUCGAGAAUAAUGUGAUUGUGGUGUUUUGUCUGUUUCCUGUCUACCUCUGUCCUGUGUUGUGUCUGUGUCCUUCUACCUAAUCACAAUGUAAUGGUUUGAUACACUUCGAAUGAAAACUUACUAGUGUCAUCUA